Messenger RNA from Zygosaccharomyces rouxii, 567 nucleotides. RefSeq lists its product as uncharacterized. The record is from RefSeq and is a predicted model, not a curated record. Lineage: Eukaryota; Fungi; Ascomycota; Saccharomycetes; Saccharomycetales; Saccharomycetaceae. Bases 1 to 567 code for a protein of 188 amino acids. The transcript has a single exon.
AUGAAUGUGGCAGCCACAGUAAUUAAAAGUGAACUAAUGCAAGUAGCUAAAGGUAGAAAAUCGGAAGCCAAAGUACGUAUACGAAGGUAUUUGCAACAUGCAGGAUUUACGCCUGGGGAUGUGAGAGACUUACCACCAAGGCCUACGUCAGAAAUCUCCCUGGAUACUGAAAUGCUAUUUUUCCUAAUUUCGAUGAACGAAUUGGACAUAUUAGAAGAAAACAUUAGUAUGGCUAAAUUAUCUUCGCCGAAUAAUGAAGCCCCGCGGAAAUUAAGGUUGUUUUCCUCCAUAUAUUUAAAAAUUAAAAGAGGUUUAUUCCACCAUCACCGGGGGCAUCAAAGAUUUAAUAGGCCAUCGUCAGGGUCCGAAGAUGAAGGUGAUGCUGCUGAAGAAGAGUUGGAUGAAAAAAUGGAGUUACUAGGUUUUGAAAAUGGUAGUGACUCUUACAAGGGUGAUUCACCCUCCAGCAUACAAACGGUAAUUCAAAACGAUAGUUUGGUAAUGAUUACACCUCCGGGGUUUCCAAGCGACCCAAAGCCAACAACAAAUAUUUUGAAGAUUAUGUAG